CAAUAAUCGAUUUUCCUAGCCGAAAGCAAAACCGCUAAACCUCAGCAAAUUUAGUUGAAUUUUAAGCACGGCCGCGUGCAGUUGGGUAGUCGGCAAUUGCAUUGGUAUUUAGUCUGUUUGCCGCCAUAAAUGUGCACAGUGUUAUUGCCGUCGUUUUGAAUUAUGUAAGCGUGGUCUACCAAUCGCCGGAAAUGUCUUGGAAUUUUGUGGAACAGCCAAAAGCAGGCACUGAGACUGCCUUGGAGGCCUGUGAUUAUUUUGUCGAUGAGGUCAUUGAAAUGACGCGAGGCCUAGAUGCGCGCGAGCAGGUGCGCCUAAUUAAGCAUCGGGAACUGCGACAGGCAGUUUCGACGGGUGAUGAACGCACCGUGCGCGUCCUGCUGGAGGCAAUGGCCAGCGAGCGCCAGAUUAUAGUGAAUAUGGCACCAGCGGGGGCGAAUACGCUGCUAUUCAUUGCCAGUCAAUCCGGCUUUGAGAACAUUACCCAUCGCCUGCUCGAUGCGGGUGCAGAUGGGCGGUCACAUGCUGUCACCAAAUAUUCGCCUCUUUAUGCUGCUGUGCAUCAUGGCCAUUAUGGCAUUGCUAAACUGAUGUUGGAGCGAUUUCCGGAACUCAUACAGCAACCAACAGUGGAGCGUUGGCUACCCUUACAUGCGGCCUGCAUCAAUGGGCAUAUUAAGCUACUCGAGCUGCUUAUCAACUUUCAAUAUCCCGACUACCUCUAUCAGACAUAUCGCGACGAGGAGGGCAUCUGGGAAUGGCGACUACCCUUCGAUCCAAAUGCACAGGACGUAACGGGUCAGACCAGUCUCUAUAUUGCCAGCAUAUUGGGAAACAAGUCGCUGUUGGGCGUUCUGCUUAAGUGGCAGGUGCGCUGUCGCAAGACGCUGAGCAGUGGCGAACAGGCAUCCGCUUCAAGUACGCCAAUUACGCCAACGCGUAAGCGUAUCUCCUUCGGCAUACAAGCCAUUAUGUCCAAGCUACAUAUAUCCGGAGAAGGAGAUGCGCUGGUCAAGUCAAUGGAGGCGGACGAGCACGAGAGUCAGCGCUGUCCCAUAAACGUAAAUCUACUCUGUGGCGCGGCGCGAGAAACGACAUUGCUGGCGGCCGUUCGUGGUGGAUUCCUGGAUGUCGCACAGGCGUUGUUGCAGCACGGUGCCAAUCCGAAUAUUGUUGCCAAGCCUGUGGAGGACCAGAAUGAUCCCAAGUGCAGCGAAGAAAUUUAUGGACUCAGCAACGUGCCUAUAGCCGAAGCAUGCAAACAACGUUCGCUACCCAUGCUGGAUUUGUUGCUAAAGUUCGGUGCUCGCGAUGAUAAUGGCACUGCCAUUUGUGUGGCUAUUGCUAGCGGGGAUGAGGCUAUUUUGAAUCGUCUCCUAGCCCGGCGUGUGCAUCCUGACUCGGAUUAUAAGAUAAACAAAAAGGGUUUGCCCACGCCCGUGGAGGUCAACGUUUUUAUGCCCUCUGCUACCAACAUAUCCUACAGCGCCAUGUUUCCCAACGUACCGACCAUCAUUGACUGGCACAGCAACAUGAAUGCGCAGCUGCCCUUUGUGAGCGUUAAUUGGAUGGUCAAUGGCGUACUUCACUUGAAUCCAAAGCUACAGGGGCACCCGAAAUUAAUAGAUGUAGCCCUUACCGCCAUCACACGCAUUGACUUUUCGCAUAAUGUUCUCACAAGCGUGCCCGUGGAAAUCUUCAAUCUUGUCAGUCUGAAAUAUCUGAACUUGGCUCAGAACAAAAUCACGCAUCUGCCGGAGCCGACAUGCCAAGGCAGCAAGCCUGCCUACAAAUGUCCCGUGCUUGAUGAGCUUUUUGUGCAGGAUAAUCAACUAACUGGUAUACCAGCCGCCAUCUUCCACUUGCCGGCUCUAACAAUAUUGGACAUAUCCAAUAAUAAGCUGCAGGAGCUACCCUUCGAUAUGUGGCGCUCACCCAAGUUGCGUGAGCUCAAUGUCGCAUUUAAUUUGCUGCGUGAUUUACCUGUGCCGCCCAUGCAAACUCCGUCCAACUCCCAACUGAGCCUCGAUAAAUUGGAUCUAGAGCCGUUUGCUAACUUGGACGCAGGGGAAACGCAGAGCAAUAAGCUACGCACGCUCAGCUAUCAGCAGCUGACGCAUCGCAAUAUUUGGUCCGCCUCACUGGAGGUUACAGACAAUGAGUUGAAAUGGCACGAAGUCAAGCCGGAAGACGGAGCUUCGCAGCUGAGCAGUUUGAACAUUGCUAAUAAUCUGUUCACCAGCAUACCAGCCGCCUUGCCUUGCCUCGCAUUAAACCUCACCCGUCUUAAUUUGUCCUACAACAGUCUGCGUUCCAUGGGUCACGUCACUAGCUACCCGGCUACGCUCAAACAGCUUGAUUUGAGUCACAAUGAGAUUUCAUGCUGGCCCAGUUUGCCUCAAAUACGCGAAUCUGAUCCCCAUCUGCUGUGCUACAGUUAUAUACAACGUCAGAUGGAGGUCGAUGAGCAGACUCCAUCGUUUGCAAAGUACCAAAGUCAAUCAAAGGCGCCCUCGUUUCGUGCUUCAGUACUAAAAAGUGUGUGUCGGCAUCGCCGACACUUGCGCCUGGAGGCGUUACGGACUCUUAUACUGGCGGACAAUCUACUCACACGGAUACAACUCUCGACGGAUGAUGUAACGACGCUGUUCAAUGAGUCCGACGAUGCCGAUUGGAAUGUUGUGGGCGUAAACAAGUCCAAGCUUAUAUUCCCCAAUCUGUCUAUGUUGGAUAUUAGCAAUAACUGUCUCAAGGAAAUACCCACAUCGCUGCAUGAGCUCAACAGCCUGAGUGUGCUUAACAUCAGUGGCAAUGUGCAAGUGACGGAUUUGCCACCACAUCUAGGCUUGUUAACGAGGCUCUGGAAUCUCAACACUCGAGGUUGUUUGCUGCAAGACCCAUUGAAAUCCAUGAUUGAUAGUAAAAAGUACAAGACAAUGGACAUUAUUGGCUAUCUAAAGUCAAUAUAUGAGGAUGCCCAGCCAUAUGCGCGGAUGAAGCUCAUGGUUGUCGGAGUACAGGGCAUAGGAAAGAGCACUCUUCUCGAUCUAUUGCGUCAGGGUGUAAGUGCGCAUAAGUCACGAGCCAGUGAGAAUCAUUGGGCUAAGCGCAUGGGUCAUACGCGUAGCACAUCACGUUCACAACGAAAUGCGGCCAGUUCGGGCAACAUUUCGACAGUGGGCGUGGAUAUUGGCACUUGGAUAUGUGAGAAGCGUAAGAAGGCGCCUGGCUCCCAUGGCCCUGUAAUGUUUCGUACCUGGGAUUUUGGGGGCCAAAAGGAAUACUAUGCGACACAUCAGUAUUUUCUGUCCAAGCGUAGUUUGUAUUUGGUGUUGUGGAAUAUCACCGAUGGGAACAAGGGACUGGCUGAGCUCUUGCAAUGGUUGGGAAACAUUCAGGCGCGUGCACCAAAUUCCCCCGUCAUCAUUGUUGGAACGCAUUUCGAUGCCGUCGGCGAAUCUUUCUCGGCACAACAGGCCGAGGCUUUGCAGCAAAUUAUACGCGAAAAGUUCAUUGCUAUACCGGAUGCAGAGAAAAUCGGACUGCCGCGAGUUAUUGACUCUAUUGAGAUUAGUUGUCGCACGCUUCACAACAUUCGCCUGUUGGCCAACAUUAUUUAUGACACGGCCUUCAUGCUGCGCUCGCCGGGUUCCAAGGAACCGCUGUUGCUCCAGAAAAUACCCGCUAGUUACAUUGCGCUUGAGGACAUCAUCAAUGUGAUUGCCUGCAACUUGCGUGACGCUGGCUUGGACCCCGUACUCGAUGCCGAGCAAUACAAGCGACUGGUAACGGAGGAGAUGCGCCUGCACAACUACAAGAGCUUCCGGGACGCUGCGGAGUUGCAACAGGCCACCAUGUUUCUCCACGACAAUGGCGUCAUACUUCACUAUGACGAUGCCACUCUUCGGGAUUAUUACUUUCUCGACCCACAGUGGCUGUGCGACAUGUUGGCGCAUGUGGUCACCGUUCGUGAGAUAAAUCCCUUUGCGCCGACAGGGGUCAUGAAGCUUGACGAUCUACAAUUACUGUUUCGUAGUGUCAAUGCGCAGGGUAAUAGCAACCGCAGUUACAUUGUCAGCCUCUUAAAUAAAUUCGAGGUGGCUUUGACUUGGGACUCACGGACUCUGCUGAUACCAUCGCUGUUGCCGCUUCAGGAAUCAGCCACUUCCUAUACUGGCACCACUGUUAAAUUAUCGCAGCGAGCACGCGGACGCAACACAAAUCUGGGUUGUUCUGUGUCCCAGGAGCUAAAUCUGAACAACUUGAUCUAUGAUCAACACUCCGCAACUCUGUCAUCUUCAUUCGGUAAUUUGGAAAUGGGUUUAAGGCGCAUAUUAUUAAUGACGUACUUUCCUUCCGGCUUCUGGUCUCGUCUAAUCACACGAAUUUUGGCUGACGAGCAAAUAAUCGAGGCUAUACGCGGUGUCUAUGUGGCUAGUCAAGAUAAGUACCUGGACUUUGAUUUACGCACUUCUCUGGAGAACGACACUCAAUGGAAUCUGUGGCAAACGGGCCUAGCCCUCUACUACGGGCCUAUACUUAUAUUCAAGAUUUGGGAGCUGCCCUUCCAAAGCACUGAGCGCACUCAGCCAUUUCGCACGGCCACAAAUCGGUUUAAGCUUAAGCUUGACGGCAUUUGGAGCGAUGUCAAUUUGAAUGCAUCUAGCAUUUUAGAGGUUUACUUUCCAUUGCUACAGGUUAGCAUCUCGCAGGAAUUGGAUGCAUGUGAACGACAACUGCUUGCUGAAGUAGAGCCACAUAUGCCGCUCGUGGCCAAAUUAUUGGCUCUGACGGUGGAUCACAUUGAUCUUUUGUUGGAGGACUGGUAUCCUUCUUUGGGUACGCGAUUCGUGCAUACCUCGGAGGGGCGCUUCCUGAUCACACGCAUGGUCGUUUGCCCACGCUGUCUUAAAAAGCUGCUACAGAAUGCUCAAAACAUCAGCAAGGAUGGGGGAGAUGGCGGUGCCUUGGAUCGCGACAUAGGAGCUGUUGGGUACAGCAAGUCCGGUCGCAGUGUCAAACGCUGUCAAGGCGCUGGAGCUAGUGGGUUCUUUUUGCACGGAGAUUUUGGUGAGGAUGGUGCGAUGAACGUUUUCUCUGCCUAUCUCAACGCAACAGCGAGGCGGGAACGGCGGUCAGAGGAUUCGCUUGGCGGCUUCUCUGAUGCAGACUCGGGCGUUGGACCUGACUCGGCGGGCUCGUCGCGUAACACCAGCGUCGAUGGGCAUCCCGUUUAUAACAUUCCGGACAACUCGAACGUAUGCUAUGGCUGGAUGAUAGAGGAGUGCAUUCUAUCAGUGUACAAUCAAAGCAAAAUAUCUUGUCCUGUGCAUUUGGAACAGUCCAUGCAACAGCUCGCACCGGAUGUCAUCUUUGCCGACAUACCCGAAAAAUACACCAUCAAUUCGGAGAGCAUAAUUAAGGGCUCUUUGCUGGGCCGAGGGGCAUUCGGUUUUGUUUUCAAAGCUAGUUGUAAGAUGCGCGGUGCGCGCGUCUUUAAGGCGGUAGCUAUGAAGAUGUUACAACCUGUUCCGCCAGGUGCCCGUGCCAAAGAGAGCGCUUUGAUGGCCUACAAAGUUGCACUUGGAAAAUGGGAUCGAGAUCCGCUGCAGCACUCGUGCAAGGCUUAUUGCACGGCGCGUCAGGAAUUGGCCGUAUUGCUAACUCUUAAACAUCCUAAUAUUGUGCCUCUGGUGGGCAUUUGCAUUAAGCCAUUGGCGUUAGUGCUGGAGCUAGCGCCGCUGGGUGGCUUAGAUACACUGCUGCGUCAAUAUCGACGAAGUGGUGCACACAUUGGACCUCAUACUUUUCAAAUACUGGUUUUGCAGGCUGCGCGUGCAAUUGAAUAUCUACAUCGGAGGCGCAUUAUCUAUCGGGACUUAAAAUCGGAGAACGUGUUAGUCUGGGACUUUCCGCAACCGCACAGCGAGGACAGUCCGCGAAAUUCGGUGCACAUUAAGAUUGCCGACUAUGGCAUCAGUCGACAGACCGCGCCUAGUGGAUCAAAAGGUUUUGGUGGCACUGAGGGCUUUAUGGCGCCAGAAAUUAUACGCUACAAUGGAGAAGAGGAGUAUACGGAAAAGGUGGAUUGUUUCUCCUUUGGCAUGUUCAUUUAUGAAAACAUAAGUCUGCGUCAGCCCUUCGAAGGCCACGAAUCGAUAAAAGAGUGUAUACUGGAUGGAAGUCGUCCGCCACUGACACAAAGGGAAACCCAGUUCCCAACUUAUUGCCUCGACCUCAUGGUGCUAUGCUGGGAUGAGCUCCCUAAGAAGCGUCCUACUGCUAGUCAAAUAGUUUCUAUUCUUACGGCCCCCGAAUGCAUACAUCUUCUGGACGUGGUGGCACUUCCGCAUAGUGAGAAGAUUGUCUGCGGCGUUUUCAAUGCCCUGCACAGCGCAGAGGAUGAGAGCGCGGGCUUCGAGUUGUGGCUACCUGCCUUUAAUUCGCGUAUCGAUAUACUGGACACCACAGCCGGGGGCAGUUUGUUGCAGUGCAGCAGUAUUUUAUGUGCGCCACAACCACAAGUGGCGCCCAAGACACCCGAAGCUGGCGGUGCUGCAACACGCGCUCGUUCUGCGACUCGUCCACCCAAAGUCAAUAUGCUGUGUUGUUGCAUCAUUGGCGAUGCAAUAUGGAUGGGUGACGUAUCUGGCAAUCUGCAUGCCUACAGCACUUCCACCUACAUGCAUAUCUUCUCCUACAUGCUUGAUCCAGCCAUUAAGUCACCUGUCAUAAGUCUAGUUUAUAUGCAGCGUAUUGAACGUGUGGCGGUGGGUCUGCAUAAUGGUCGUGUUUUUUUGGUGGAUGCCACCAAAGUGCCCACUAAUUGCGCGUUUGCCGAGGGCUCGUUUGUGCUCACCGAAAUCUGUUCUGGUUUUGUGCUUCAUGCAGCUUGUACAGUUUAUGUUGAUGGCAACUACGAAUUGUGGUGUGGCGAGUUGGCCGGAAAGAUCAAUGUAUUUCCUUUGAACGCCUCUGGCGUCUCUGGCCAUCAGGCGCUUUGUCAUAUCGAUGAGCCGAAUCUUAUUGAGGAUAUUAAAGUAGCUCGCAUGUGUGCCAAUGAUACAUACUUGUUUACUUGCCUUUAUCCCGGGUUCAUCGUUUAUCAGUGGCAUGCCUCUGGCAAAGAAAUUGUUAACAAGCUGGAUUGUUCUAAACUAUUGCCCUGCUCGGAGUCUCUCAAAAGCAUUGCAAUUGACGAACAUCUAAGCUUAAUUAAAUGUCAAAUAUCUGCACUUGCGACGCACAGUACAGAGCUAUACAUAGGUACAACCUGGGGUUGUCUUAUCGUUGCUGAGCUCCAAACACUCCGACCAAUAAGUGUAUUUAGACCCUAUGAGAACGAGAUAAAGACAAUUAUAGCAGUGCCACACCCGAAUGUGCCUCUAAUUGCUACAAUUGGACGACGCUACCGUUCGCUAAUAUCCCGGUAUGUGGACGUACCGGAAUCCACGACGUCAUCGACCAUGACACAGUCGCGUCUUGUGGGUACCCCCACACAUGCUGGCGCUAAGAACUUGCCAAUAGUUGAUUUGGACAACCACAUACAUUGCCUACUUUGGCGUGCCAAGCACUGGACCUAAAUCAUGAUCUCAACUUAAUGCAUUGAUUGUUGUAUUUUGCUAAACUAUCUAUUUCUUAUUCAAAAGCUUUGACACAUAUUGUUAUGUAAACAUUUACCAACUGAAAUAGUUCUUAAUAGUUCAUCAUUCCAUUUUCAAUAAAGAAUCAAAUUGUCCAACUGUUUAAAGCCAA
This is a messenger RNA of Scaptodrosophila lebanonensis, 7755 nucleotides long. RefSeq names its product leucine-rich repeat serine/threonine-protein kinase 1 (gene Lrrk). Lineage: Eukaryota; Metazoa; Arthropoda; Insecta; Diptera; Drosophilidae. The transcript is spliced from 17 exons. Gene Ontology annotation, biological process: protein phosphorylation. Gene Ontology annotation, molecular function: protein kinase activity; ATP binding; protein binding. The coding region runs from base 192 to 7583 and encodes 2463 amino acids. The record is from RefSeq and is a predicted model, not a curated record.